This is a messenger RNA of Paramecium pentaurelia, 1109 nucleotides long. The record is from the annotation of a GenBank genome assembly. Lineage: Eukaryota; Ciliophora; Oligohymenophorea; Peniculida; Parameciidae.
AUGGAGGUUGUUAUUUAGCAAAAUGAAAUAAAGAGUCAAAUUCUUCACAAUUACUUGAAGCAAACAUAUUCACCAGCACUAGUAAAUCAUCUCUUUUAGACUGAGAAUUAUUUGCAAUAGGAAUUAAAUGAUUUUCAAAAGUAUACAAUUUAUAUAGAAAUAGAGUAAAUGAAGAUAGCGAUUAGUUAGAGGAAUUAAUCUUGGAGCAUAAGACAGCUAUUUCAAAGACUGUUAAAUAAUUAAUUGAUAAGAUAUAAUCAGAAUAAGUUUUAGAUAGUUCUAUAAAUAGGAUAAAAUGAAAAAAGCAGAGACUUAUAAAAAAGGAAAGAAAGAUGAAUUAUCCGCUAUCUAAAAAGCAAUUGACUCAAUUUCUACUGCAAUGAAAGAAACUUGUUCAAAGGUAUUGAAUAUUUAUAACGGUAGAUUGACAUUAAAGAGUUAAAUAAGAUUGGUCAGUUACCUUAAGGAAUGGAUCAAUUUAUGGGGAAAUUAUUUUCAAUAGUUUACAAUGAAGAUCAAAGUAAAUUUAAUUGGAUUGAAUUUAAGAAAAAAGUGUAAGAAUUAAUUAUUAAAUUAAUAGUUUUGAUUAGGAUAAAGGAAGUGAUAUGUAGAGUAGAUUAGCUAAUUUUUAAUUUAAAGGAGUCAAUUAAGAAAAAGAAAACCUAUUACUAUAAAUGAAAGCUGAUCCUUAAUUCUAGAAAGUAUUUUAAGAUCCAAAAUAUACAAGAGCAUUCUUAGAUAUUGCUGAUUGGGUUUUAAAGUAUUUAUCAUAUAUAGAUUUCUUUUGUUGUUUCUGGUAUUGAGACUUAAAGAAAGAAGGAUCUUGUGCAUUAAGAAUUUGAUAGAAUUGAUAAAGAAUUUAGUGCAAGAAAAGUAGAACUUGAAAGUUAUUAAAAAACAUUUGUAAUUUUUAUUAAUAGUUUUAGGAAUUUUGGAAUUCAUAAUUAAUUUAUUCAGAAAAUUAAUUAAUAUUUCUUAAUAAAUUAAAACCAAAUAUUAAAUAAAUAGAAUCAGAUAUUUAUAAAAGUAAAUAGAAAUUAGAUAUACAUGUUGAUAAAUAUUUAACAGAAAUUAAAAAAAUGAAUGAUUUAUUUUAAAAAAACAUUUGA